AUGCCUCUCGACACCUCGACAUACUCAUUAGCGCUUCUGCGCGUCGACGGACGAAGAUGGAACGAACUUCGUCGUCUUCACGCUCAGAUUAGGACUCAAGAUGCCGCCGACGGUUCAUCAUAUCUCGAAAUGGGCCAUACAAAAGUCAUGUGUGUCGUGACAGGUCCUUCGGAGCAACAGCAACGACGUGGCGGACAGCAGGCGGGCCGUGAUAUGGCGGCGAUCAAUGUCAAUGUUGUGGUCGCAGGGUUCUCAAGCGUGGAUCGCAAGAAGCGAGGGCGCAAUGACAAACGGAUCCAGGAGAUCGAAACUACGAUUGCCAAUGCUCUCUCUUCGAACUUACAUACGCAUUUGUUCCCCAACUCCUCCAUCUCAAUCUCACUUCACGUUCUUUCACAAGACGGAUCGCUACUCGCUGCUCUGAUCAACGCUACGACACUUGCGCUUAUCGAUGCCGGUAUUCCCAUGUCGGACUACAUUGCCGCGUGCACGGCGGGCUCUACCUCUACAUACGCCGCUGGCGACGACAACGCCGAUCCCCUACUCGACUUGAACAACCAGGAGGAGCAGGAACUUCCAUUCCUUACCGUCGCGACGCACGGCGACACCGAUCGAGUAGCAGUUCUGGUGUGUGAGAGUCGUGUGCAAGUCAGCAGAUUGGAGGGCAUGUUGGUAGUAGGCGUGGACGGAUGUAAGCAGGUCAAGCAGUUCUUGGAUCAAGUGGUCAAAGACAAGGGCGCGGAGAUGGUCAGGGAGGGCGCUGUGGAAAGGAGUGACGCGGUGAUGGAUUUGGAUGGGUAG
Messenger RNA from Fusarium pseudograminearum CS3096, 801 nucleotides. RefSeq lists its product as uncharacterized. The record is from RefSeq and is a predicted model, not a curated record. NCBI's taxonomy places the organism in Eukaryota, Fungi, Ascomycota, Sordariomycetes, Hypocreales, Nectriaceae. The coding region runs from base 1 to 801 and encodes 266 amino acids. Gene Ontology annotation, cellular component: nuclear exosome (RNase complex); cytoplasmic exosome (RNase complex); nucleolus. The transcript is spliced from 2 exons. Gene Ontology annotation, biological process: poly(A)-dependent snoRNA 3'-end processing; U4 snRNA 3'-end processing; rRNA catabolic process.